AUGGAUCGCGACUCCAAGAAACCUGGUGUAGCUUUGCCGGCGGCGACGGGUAACGCUGCGGCGGAGACAUCUCUCGCUCCUGGCUUCCGAUUUCAUCCAUCCGAUGAAGAACUCAUUAGCUAUUACUUGAAGAGGAAGGUUCAGGGCAAACUCAUGCGUUUGGAUGCUAUUGGAGAAAUCGAUAUUUACAAGCACGAGCCUUGGAACUUAGCAGAGCAUUCGAAGUUGAAGACAAGGGACAAAGAAUGGUACUUCUUCAGUGCCUUGGAUAAGAAGUAUUCCACUGGUACUUCUGUAAAGCGAACGACAAAGCAAGGCUACUGGAAUGUCACCGGAAAAGACAGGGAAAUCCGCAGAGGAGACAGUGAGGUGAUCAUUGGUAAGACCAAGAUUCUUGUGUUUUACAAGGGGCGUGCUCCACACGGUCGGCGAACUAAUUGGGUGAUGCAUGAGUAUCGCCUCGCUGAAGAUAACAAAUCCCUUAAGGUAAAUGCGUACGUAUUGUGUAAAGUUUUCCUCAAGGAAAACCCCGGGGAAUGUAUUGGAAGCAGAUAUGCACCAUUCUUGGAACAAGAGUGGGAUGAUGAUGGUGAAAGAGCUGUGACCCCUGUUCCACUUGUUGUACAGAUCGACAACAACAACAAGGAACAUCAUGAUGAAGCACUGAAGAGAGCACCAUUGCCUCAUUGUGACCUCGACAAAGAAGCUCCAUUGCCUCAUUGUGACCUCGACAAAGAAGCUCAAUUGCCUUUUUGUGUCCUCAACAAAGAAGCUACUUUGCCUCUCGUCGGAGACAAACGCAAGCGUGGAAUCGACUCAAGUGGAAACUCCAACAGCUCAAGUCAAACCACUCAGGACCAUUGUGCCUCCACAGAAGAAACAAGUGUUGACACUGGUGCCGCUGAGUCGCUGCAGAUCUUAGAACAACUUAAGAGCUCAGUCGCCAAUAUGAUCGAUGAUCUGCAGAACGAAAAAGAACCAGUAGCUAAAAAGGUGUCUGCAAGCAAAAGAGUCGAGGAUCUGCUGAAGGAGAAGGACAAGAUGGUAUUGUUGAGAAAGACGCAAAAGCGUGAAAUGAUGGAGGCAGAAAUGGUGAUAAACUUUCUUGAAGAUAAGAUUAAAACGUUGUGUAUGGAGAAUAAGGAGCUAGAGAAGAACAAAAGUAACAAGAGACAACGCUCUUCUUGA
This is a messenger RNA of Capsella rubella, 1188 nucleotides long. Its product is annotated as NAC domain containing protein 52-like. Gene Ontology annotation, biological process: regulation of DNA-templated transcription. The coding region runs from base 1 to 1188 and encodes 395 amino acids. The transcript has 4 exons. Gene Ontology annotation, molecular function: DNA binding. The record is from RefSeq and is a predicted model, not a curated record. NCBI's taxonomy places the organism in Eukaryota, Viridiplantae, Streptophyta, Magnoliopsida, Brassicales, Brassicaceae.